GGCACACGGAUUAAGUUUCUAGUUAGUUACGGAUGUACGUAUUUGCAAUGUCAUUAAAAGGGGAUCAGUUGUCCUUCAUAUCCAUUCAAAUAAGGAAUUUAUGUUCUCAAUUUUAGCACUCAUGCUACUGGAUUCAUGUGGCUCUUUAGUCAAAUUCCAUCAAGCUCUAAUAUCAUAACAUUUAAAACUUGGAAUGCUUUGUUUCCACAUGUCACCACUACACUCAUUUUGAUCCUUUUAAUUCAGAUUUCUGGGUCUGUACAUAGUGGUCAAAUAUGUAAGCCACCGGAUAGUCCUAACUUACCGGAACGUAAAUAUAAGCUCCAAGAGCUUCAUUCAGCUUUUAAGCAUGUUUCUGCAAAAUCAAAUUUAAUCAAUGAAAAACGACUUAAACAAUCUCGUCUACAACCAAAAGGUUCUAAUGCUCGAUAUAUCACAAAUGUGCAUUUGGGAGUACAACUUGGACCAUUGGGACCAGAUAAUUUUGCUCAGGUCCUUCCUGCAAUUGAUCUGGCUCUCGAAGAUAUACAAGCAUUUCCCGCUUUUGGAGGUGUCAGUUUUACUACAGUACUCAUAUUAUACAUUGAUGCCCUUGCAUGUGACGCACUUGCCUUAUUAACUCAACUAAAUUCAAAUGGAGUGAAUGUAAUUUUCGGCCCUUUAAAUGAUUUUACUCUGGCUAACGCUGCGAGAUUCAGUACUGCUAUGUACAAUGUCCCUAUUGUAGCUCCUGCUGGCUUUGCCCAUCAGCUUAGUGAUAAACUUGAAUAUGGAAUGCUUACACGUGUCUUAUUUACUUAUUCUGAUUUGGAAUGGGUUUUUGGCAAUACUUUAAAACACUAUGGGUGGUUGCCAGACCAACAAACACCUAUAGCCAUAGUUACAACUAGGAAUGUUAGACGUCGAGAAGGUGUGGUCGGGCACACAGGAAUGGCUGGUGUUUUUCAACAUUUAAUAUUACAGAAGUUCUUAGUUAAAGCUGCAUAUAAACUUUUAUCAGUCACCUUGGAUGAUGAAUUUGAUGUAACUGAUCGCUUCCUGAAACGCCUUCCUGAUUCUGCUAGAAUUAUAAUACUAUGCACAGAUCCAGAAGUUGUACGGGAUAUUAUGUUGGAAGCACAUAAAUUAAAUAUGGUUAAUGGAGAUUAUGCAUUUUUCAACAUGGAUCUUUUAAGCAGUCAAACGAAAUUGAAAAGACCUUGGUAUAAAGAAACAUCUAGUCCAGAAGAAAACGAAAGAGCACGUCAAGCUUAUCGUGCUCUUAUGACUGUAACACUUUUGAAACCGGACAGUCCUGAAUAUCGAACAUUUACAGAAGAAGUGAGAGCAAGAGCUUUACGUGAUUAUGAAUUCAGUUAUCGAGAUUCUGAGGUAACACCGUUUAUUGGAACAUUUCAUGAUGCUGUUAAAUUGUAUGCCUUAGCUUUAAAUGAUGCUUUAGCCAAAGGUGGAACAAUCACUAAUGGUACAUUGAUUACACAAGAAAUGUGGAAUAGAACAUUUAAAGGCGUUACUGGUGUUGUACGUAUUGAUGCGAAUGGUGAUCGUAACGCUGAUUAUUCUUUACUGGAUAUGAACCCUGUAACUGGAGAUUUCGAAGUUGUUGUAAAUUAUUUUGGUAAUGAUAAGUCUUUAUCAACUGUUCCCGGUAGAACAAUUGAUUGGAUAAAUGCUGAUAAUCAACCUCCAUUGCAUACACCACCAUGUGGAUUCGAUGGUUCCGAAUGUCAUAAUAGUCAUUUUAUUCAUAUUGGAAUUAUUGGUGCAGUUGUAUUCAUUUUAUUAAUGACAAUGUCUUUAGUCUUGGGAAUAAUAUUCUAUCGCCGUGCUAAAUUCCAGGCGGAACUGCGUGCUAUGAAUUGGAUUAUCCCAUGGGAUGCGUUGCUAGUGACAGAAAAACAUUUACGACGUUAUCGACGUGAGAGUGAUAUUCGUUCACCCAACCAAUCAUCUGAUCCGUUGAGAAAAAUAUCAUCGGAAACAUGUACCGCUGCAGCAAGUAAAUCUUUACUGAUUGGUAGUGAUCCAACAAACAAUGAAAAUCCAACACAAUAUUCAAAUACAGUUGAAUUCUGUACAACAGUCGAUGAAAUUUCUCCAGAGAAGCCAAAUCGUAAAAUUUCAUUUAGUAAUCUUAUUUUAUCUGCGAUUAAUUCUUCCGGGGGUAAUUCUAGUGGAACUGGUACAAAUUUACCCAUUGAUAAAAAGCGUCGAAAAACAUCAACUUCUGGAAGAUUUUUAGCUCGUUUCGCUGGUGAUUCGAUAACAUUACCACCCACAGUAUUUGAGGAGUCUUGUUCACAAACUACAUCACCAUCUAAUUAUGUUGGCUAUACGCAGUUACAAGGAGUUAAUGCAAAUAAACGUCAACAUCGUUUAUCUAGACGGAGUAAGACAAAUGAUGAAAAUCAAGUAAUUGAUAUUAAUAGUCCAACAAACGGGCAAAAUAGUAAAGGAAUGCCAGAAUGGACUUACUUUAAACAUCCAUCUUUUGAUUAUACGUUUACUAAUAAACAAAAUAAAUAUCGAAAGAAACAUGAUAGUGUUGGGAUGGAUUCUGAUUAUAAUCCAUUAAUGGAAUUCGAUUUUUUCAAAAAGAAAAAGCAUUCACAAGAUUCUCAAUCAAGUUUAGGUUCAUUAGAUACAAUCUCUGGCAUACAAUUAGAUAAAUUAGCAAAUUCACAGAUGUUUGCACGGACAGCAUUCUACAUGAAAAGUAUUGUUGCCCUGAAGCCUCUACGUAGACAAACACGAAUCGAACCAUCCAAAGCACUGUCGAUUGAAGUUAAAAAAGUUAAAGAUUUGAAUUGUGAUCAUAUUUGUCGAUUAAUUGGUGUAUGCUUAGAAGUGCCGCAUCAGUGUAUUGUUUAUGAAUACUGUCCAAAAGGAAGUUUGCAAGAUGUUUUGGAAAAUGAACAAAUCAAAUUAGAUUGGAUGUUUAAAUUUUCUUUGAUGCAAGAUAUUUGUCGAGGUGUUAUGUACUUACAUCAAAUAUUUGGUCCACAUGGUAAUUUGAAGAGUUCCAAUUGUUUGGUGGACUCACGCUUUGUAUUAAAAAUCACUGACUUCGGUCUACCACAUAUACGUGGUCCACCGCCAUUAGAAUCAGAAGUUGGCAGUUUUAUAUUUCAUCGAAACUUAUUAUGGACAGCACCAGAAUUAUUACCUGACGGUGAUACAACUAUUUAUCCACGCGAAUCAAUAAAAGGCGACGUUUAUAGCUUUGCAAUUGUCUGUCAGGAAAUUGUAUAUCGCAAGGGUGUAUUUUAUAUACAGAAUUUUAAAAAUUGUGAACCAGAUUUUAUUGUAAAAGAAGUGAAAGCACACAGGAAACCACCAUUUCGACCGACAUUGGAUUCAUUGGAAGGUUGCUCUGAAGAUUUAGUUCAAUUAAUCUGUCAAGCAUGGGAUGAUGAUCCAAGUGUACGACCAGAUUUCCAAUCAAUUAAAUUAUCUAUGCGAAAAUUAAACAAAGCAGGAGAUAGUAAUAAUGUUUUGGACAAUUUACUCUCUCGUAUGGAACAAUAUGCGAAUAAUUUAGAAGAAUUAGUUGAACAACGUACAGCUCAGUAUUUAGAAGAGAAAAAGAAAACAGAAGAUUUAUUAUAUUCUAUGUUACCAAGAUCUGUAGCCAAACAAUUAUUCCGUAAUCAACCAGUAACUGCAGAAAGCUUUGAAAUGGUCACCAUUUAUUUUAGUGAUAUUGUUGGAUUCACUUCUCUUUCAGCGGAAUCUACACCAAUGCAGGUUGUAGAAUUGUUAAAUCGAUUAUAUACAUUAUUCGAUGGAAUAAUUGAAAAUUUCGAUGCAUAUAAAGUUGAAACAAUUGGUGAUGCGUAUAUGGUUGCUUCCGGCUUGCCACAACGUAAUGGUAACAAACAUGCACGUGAGGUAGCCCGUAUGUCUAUUGCAUUUUUGAAAGCUAUUUUUGAAUUUCAAAUUCCUCAUCGACCUGAGAAACGUUUAGAAUUAAGGAUUGGUAUACAUUCAGGUCCAGUAUGUGCUGGAGUUGUUGGACAAAAAAUGCCACGCUAUUGCCUAUUUGGUGAUACAGUGAAUACUUCUUCACGAAUGGAAAGUAAUGGUUUACCCUUAAAAAUUCAUAUCAGUCAACAAACAUUUGAUGUAUUGAAAACAUUUAAAUCAUUUAUUAUGACUGAACGUGGUUUAGUUGAAAUGAAAGUGAGUACAUUGAUUGUUCAAUAAAUUUUAGUCUCUCUAUAUAUAUUUAUAUUUUUUUUCAUCAUGGGGUUGUGGAUAUUGUUGGGUUUCAUUCAAACAACAAUCCGAUUAGUUUUAGACCACCAUUUAAAACCUGGUAUCAUUGGAUGGUCGUUCCGUCCUAGUAUGCGAUUCGUCAGCGGCUCGCAUCUACGAUCCCGCACGCGGGACUCGAACCCAAGACCUUUUAUCUCGCGCGAAUGAUUAACUUCUAGAUCAUUGAGCUGGCAUCCAAUGGUUUUGUUGUCUAAUGUUUACAUAUAUAUUCUCGCACAUCUUUUGCAUGUUAAAUGUUUUGCGAUUCUCAAAAUUACUACAGUGAUUCAGCUAAUUGAACUGCUCAUUUCCUAGGAUGAUUGACUGAUCCACCUUGCUAAAUUCAGAACUUAUUAAUGGAAUUAGCGCACAAGAACAAUCAAUUAAUUUACUAAAUAUAUAUUAUUAAACCACAAGGUAUAAUCUUUAAAGUAAUAAACUCAUUAAUCAUUGUUGAAAAUGAAAACUAAACAACACAAACAAUAAUUCUUUACUCUUCAAUCUCCUCUUGUCUCCUGUAUCUAUCGAUAUUCAUCGUUAGAGCUUGGAAACAUGUUGCUGCUGGUAAUAAUUAAUAGAAUGUAACAUUUUUCGAAUCCUAUCACUUGUGUUUGGUUUUCUCUUUACAUGUCUAAGACAUGAACUGGUGUUCUUCAGUACAAUCAACUGUUAUAGGCAUCAAAAUUGAUCUCUGUGGUUAUCGAUCGUGGUAAAAUAAACAUUACAGUACUUAGAUCAUUGAUUCCUUGAUACUAUUUACUAAUAAAUAUCUUGUAAAGUGUAUAAUCAUUUCAAAUAGCUUAAUACACUUAUAUUACCAAUAUUCUAUUCUUCACAUUGUUUUAAUUCAUAAAUAUAUUUUUUCCUAAUAAUAUUCAUGUGUAUAGGGUAAAGGUCGUCAAAAAACGUAUUGGUUACAUGGUGAAGAUUGUUAUAUUGUUGAUCCUAUUCCUCCUGGUGCACAAAUAGUUGGUGGAACAUACGAAGGUGUUACAGGUCCAAUACCUGCCGGUGCAUUAACACAUAAAGGAAACUCUGAUUUUACUCAAUCACCAGAACAUGUAUGUAAUCCACAGUUAACCUCUCCUCCAUCCAAUCAUCUUGCUAUGAUUAUUAAUAAAGAAACUGUUGUUGAUAAUUCAAUUAGACGUAAAUCGCACAGCUCACCUGCAUCGCCAGCAUUUAAUUCACAAUCUAUCUUAGACUGUAGUAAUAUCAUUAAUCAUAAUAAUAAUAAUAAUAAUAAUAAUAAUGAUAAUGUCAGUUUAGUUGGUACUGACCAUCAUCAUUAUGAUCCUCAACAAUAUUUACAACAAUCAAAAUCUGCUGUUGAAUCGAAUGAAAGAGUUUCAAUGAAAAUUACUAAUCCUUAUCAUCCAAAUAAUAAUAAUAAUAAUAAUAAUAAUAAUUGUGAAUUAACUAAUCCUAAUCAAAGACGAGUAGCUGUUUGUCAUUUAAAUGAUAAUCAAGUUAUUUAUAAUGCAUCAAGUAGUAGUUGUGUUGAUAAUAAUUCACAACAAAUUGACGAGAAAGUUUAAUGUGAUGUGUUGUAAAAAAGAAAAAUGAAUAUUUGAAUUAAAUUCUUAUGUGAUUGUUUCAAAUUUUCCAAUUCUACAGAUCACAUCAUUACUGAUAACAUUUGCUCUUUGUUUUUUUUCUAGCAAUUACUAUUAAAUUCAUAGUGAUAUUUGAAAUAAUUUUAAUUAUUGUUUACUGUUGUUUAUAUUGGUGUACAUGUAUGUAUGUAUGUAUAUAUGUGUGUGUUCAAAGUAAUGAAGCAAUUCAAUUGUACAACAUAUACUCAAUCUCUCUUCUUUUCUAUGACUGUAUAUGUAAAAUGAAUUUUGCUCAAAAAGUGCUUUCAAUAUGAUCUCACUAAAUUAUUGUGCCUAACAACAAUCUAUGCAUCUAUUCUCUUAAUCUCUAUCAUCUAUUUAUAUCAGAAAUAUUUGCAUACAGAAUCUGCAUGUCAAUGUUUAUACAAAUUUCAAAUGUGUUUGUGUAUGUGUAUGUUUACCAAUGUAAACUGUAUGUGUGUGUGUCUAUUUGUGAAUAUGAAGUUUAAUCCUGCCUAUUGUUUAUAAAACUAUUUUUCUGUAUUCGUAUUUGUAUGAUUUCGUGUAUUUGGGUGUAUGCGCACAUAUAUCUAUGAUUAUUCGGAUUUCUUUAUCAGUAACGUAUAUGUUCAGUAUUUAGAUGUUUUGAGGUAUACAUUUAUAUGUGUACAUCUCAUUCAACUAACAAUAAUAAUAAUAUGUACAAUUUAGUUUCUGUGUAUACUUUUUUUUAAAAAAUGUCUUAAUAAAACUAAUAUGGGUACUAUCAUUAAUAAGUUAAUUAGUUUAUGAAAGAAACUUUCUGUACUUCUGAUCUAUCCUGUCUUUCAUUUUUCAUUAUAUGUUUGUAUAUGUGUUUAUUUCUUUCCCAAUUUGUUUAUUUUAUUACUUUUUGGCAUUCCCUAAAACACUUAUUUCUGUUUAUUUAAUUUUCUCUAAGAUUUAUUAUUAUCACCGGUUCAUUGAGAGAAAGAGAGGAAAGUCCAUAUCUUCAGCUCAUUCCCAAUAGUUUAUUUUUAAUUAGUUAAAACACAGAAUCAUGAUUGUAAUAAAAGUAUAUGCGUUUACGAGUUUGCCUCACUAUGUAUAUGCAUAUACAUUUACAUGUGUGUAGUAUGUACAGUAGUGAAAACUGAAUGUUGAUUGAUUCUUCUUUCUGUUCCAUCACUGCUGAUAUCUUGUAAAAUAUCUUCUUACAAAAUUUCUACUUUAUAUAUGCCAAGAUUGUUAACUAAGAGUUUUAUGAACCACCAAUUUGAACAGAAAUACUAUAAUCCUCAUUGUUUCCUUUCAUUUGUUCAUUUCUUUGUAAAAAAAAUAUAAGAAAAGCAACCUCACAUUAUCAUUAUCAACAGUAACAGUGAUCUCUGAACUAAUGUAGAGAAGUUUAAAGAAAGUGUAACAUUUUAUUCAAUCUAAUAUUAAUUAGGUUUAUCAUAAUUUUCUGUAUAAAUAUUCAGUUAACCAUAAUUUCUCACUGUAACUCACUUCUUUCUUUUUCUCUUCUUUUCAUACUUUACAUUCUCACAAUUGAACAAAUAAAACUAUUGAUUAUGUAAAUUACUACUACAAUUACUAUUAUGACUACUAUUGUAUAACAGCUACUUAUUCUGUAUUUUCUCACUCCUCGAUUUUACCAUUGACAUAACCUCCUCCGUCAUUACACUUUCUGAUUAUGUUUAUUGCUUUUUCAAAUGAAAAGAAAAUAAUUGCGAGAUGAUAUUUCUCUUAUUGUUGUUUAUUGGUUUAGUAUGUAGUUCUGUUUGUCAGUCUGUGUUUUUCAUCUCUUUUUUUUUCUUCGUUUUCUCAAAACAACUACUACGAAAAUAAUUAACAAUCAUCAUUCUUUUAUAACAAUUAUUAGAAGGCCGUCAAUAUUGUCCACUUCCCUUCAAAACUACCAUCUGAAAAAUAUUGAAAUUUGAGCUACGUUCAUUAAAUCUUAUUGAUUUACUUCACCUUUUGAUUUUUAAUAUUACUGGAUUCUUUUAAAAACACAACUCUUGAUGUUACUUGUAUUCUUGUCACUGUUGUUGUCUGGUGACCGUAAUUGUGAUUCCUACUAUAUUUCAUACUUCCCCAGAGAUGUUUACCUGUAUAUUUCUUUAUUUCUAUAAAUCUACUUCUUCCAUGUUUACAUGCUAAUUUUUUUUCUUUUGUUUACUACACGUUAAUUCAUUUAUAUAUAUAUAUAUAUAUAUAUA
Messenger RNA from Schistosoma spindalis, 8017 nucleotides. NCBI's taxonomy places the organism in Eukaryota, Metazoa, Platyhelminthes, Trematoda, Strigeidida, Schistosomatidae. The record is from the annotation of a GenBank genome assembly.